AUGAGCGGAGAUGCAGAUGGUAAAUGUAAUACAACAGAACACCGGCUUCUGAAGCAUCCCUCUCCCGACGAUCUCACGGCUUCAAAAAUCCUUGCCGGUAUCACCGCAGAAUCGAUCCCGUUGCCCGACACUCAAUUCAUUCGUCGCGUUCUGGAAAACUCUCGUCGCGCGAAAUCCAACAAAAAGAAUGAUCCCCCGCGACCACCCAAUGCAUUCUUUCUGUUUCGCAAUGCGUUGCACACGCAUCUCUCUGCGCACAACCUGAAGGUCCCUCAGGUUUCCUCCGCAGCGGGUAGAUUGUGGGAUUGCGCGGAGGAGGAGACAAAAAGUCAAUAUACGCGGCUGCAAGAAAUCGCAAAAGUUUUACACCUGGAGAUGCAUCCGGGUUACGUUUACCGCCCGAGAAAGAGCAGUUUGAAUGCUCACCAAGAUGGCAAGAAGGAUGAGGGUCGAAACGUUGCGCAGAUGCGAGAAGAGAUACGGGAAGUUGGCAAGAACGAAAUUGAGAAUGAAGUAGAAUGUAUAGUCGAAGGCGCAGGGGAACGGAAAGGGCGAAGAAAUUCCCGAAAGGGCAUGACCGCGAGAAGUUGUUCUCAACCGAAUACCACGAAUUUCAGUAUGAUGAAUCGAGUGCCACUGCUUUCUUCUCCCUCUUCAUCCACGAACUCUUCGUUAACCUCCUCCGCACCCUCCUCCCCCGAAAAAUCUUCGCCCAAACAACGAUUUAAUCUUCACAACAACAGAGAAAAUCCUACGAAUUUAUCAAGCUCUUUUGGUUCUCGUGUUGGCGACAACACCACCAUGGAUAACUUCAGCUCGCGUAAUCCUGUUGACAAUUUUGACUCGAGUGUCGAGAACAAAAUUGAUAAUAAUUUGCGCAACGAUCGUGAAAAACACAUGAAAUUUCGCGCGCGACGCGAACUACAUCCACAAAAUUCCGAAUUCUCUCAAGAACCUUUGUCACUGCAACCCCUUUCGUACAAUAGAAGCCAUAGCGGAAGCGACAUUCUCAAUCGCCAGUACCAGCCUACCGCGUUCAAACUACAACCUACAUCGCCCACAACCUCCUUCAAUUUCUCGAGCCUCAAUUUGUCAUCACCCCAAAGUCGACCCCUGCCACACAUGCCCUUUGGCUAUUCUCUCGGCGGUGACGGCGGUGGUGGACUUGAAAGAAAGGAUAACAGAAGAGCUUCGAUGACUGCACACUUGAAGCCCAUGACGCGAAGAGAAAAAGUUGCGAAAGUUGGGUGUGAUUCGAAUGAAAUUAUAUACGCGCGACCAAUGAUCCUCAAUAAUGACGGCGCCACCUCGAUAUCGCGGUCAUCCAACCCCUCCCCGACGCCUUUCGAAGCAUCAGCGGCUUCUACCCUUCACACUCUUCUCCCAUCGUCCGCCGUCUUCCCUCGAUCAGUUCACUCGUCAUUCUUAAAUCACCAUCCUCAAAUAAUCACGUUCGACCAGAGUCAACCUGAUUUCUCACAAUUACAAGGGCAUCAGUUGCACCUGCCCGCCAACGAUUUUUCUCCGCAAAACUCGAUAAACAUGGAGGUCACCCAACCUUUCCAUUAUUUUUAUCAGCAUCAACCACCAUCACCGCAUCACCGAACACAUCUCGUAGACCAUGCGUUAACCAACACGCUAAAUCAUGAGUAUGAUGAGGAUCUCGUCGACGGCUAUGAUGAUGAAGACAUUAUUCUUGAGGAUUGUAAAAAUAAUUUCAACAAUUUUCAAAACUCUUCUCAUCAUCCAAUAUAUUCGGCGAUGUCGUCGUCAUCAUCGCAAUCUGCAGCGGCGUCCGUCAACGUGAUUUCGACGUCUAAAAUUUCGUCACCAAUCGACUCAUUUCCGUUUAUCAAUCAAAGGCUUCCAUCCGACAAUUCAAACAUUCCCGAUUCCACCACAUUUGACUCUGCAAAUUCGGGUGGUGAUAAAAUCGGUGAUGAGAGAUUGAGUGAUCCCGGGGAAUUGGAUUUGACGAAUGUCAGUCAAGCUUCGUUGCUGCUCACGAAACCCAUAGAAGACAGAACCAAAGAGUCCUAUGAACACAUCAACACAGGUGAAAACGAGAGAGGACGUGAUCGACGUCAAAACGGCGGAGAGGAAUGUUUUGAGGACGAAAUCGGGAUUCACGGAGAUGGGGAGUUCUUGACGGUUGGCGCCACAACAACCAAUCGUACGGGAAUUUACCUGAACCUAAUGGGUUGCAUGCAGAAACAAGAUUAUCAACAACAGCGGCUUCAUCAGGCACACCCACAAUAUAACCAACCCCAGCAAACACAUCAGCAAGACGAACAGUAUAGUGAAUGGAUCAAUUGGAGUGAAAAUUUGCAAUAA
Molecule: messenger RNA, 2334 nt
Organism: Acaulospora colombiana
Lineage: Eukaryota; Fungi; Glomeromycota; Glomeromycetes; Diversisporales; Acaulosporaceae
Source: the annotation of a GenBank genome assembly